AUGAACUUUGGUGGUCUCAUGGGUGGCAGCACGGCUUCCAGCGUGCCACAGCAGCCUUCACAGCAGUCGCAGCUUAUGAUGGCAAAAGUGGAAAUGGCGUCUUAUGCGGAUUUAUUUGAGCGUUUAUCGCGCGUGUGUUUCCAGAAGUGUAAAUUUAAGUACAACGACGGUCAGCUAAAUGUGGGCGAGAUGAGCUGCAUUGAUCGCUGCGCGGGCAAGUAUAUGCAAGCGUAUAGCUCACUUGGUGUCAAGAUGGCGCAGGUUGAGAAAGAGAUUAUGGAGCAGGCUGCUGCUGGUGCAGGUGUGCAGCAAUAG
Plasmopara halstedii is the source of this 315-nucleotide messenger RNA. RefSeq names its product mitochondrial import inner membrane translocase subunit tim10. Lineage: Eukaryota; Oomycota; Peronosporomycetes; Peronosporales; Peronosporaceae. Gene Ontology annotation, cellular component: mitochondrial inner membrane. Gene Ontology annotation, biological process: protein insertion into mitochondrial inner membrane. The transcript has a single exon. Bases 1 to 315 code for a protein of 104 amino acids. The record is from RefSeq and is a predicted model, not a curated record.